AUGCUACGUUACCUGCUAAAGACGCUGCUGCAGAUGAACCUAUUCGCGGACUCCCUGGCUGGGGAUAUCUCCAAUUCAAGCGAGCUGCUCUUCGGUUUCAACUCCUCUCUGGUCGCGCUCAACCACAGCCUCCUUCCCCCCGGGGAUCCCCCUCUCAACGGGUCGCGAGGCGGACCGGAGGACGCAGUGCCACGCAUAGUGGAACAGCCGCCAGAUCUGUUGGUCUCCAGGGGUGAGCCUGCCACGCUGCCAUGCCGUGCCGAGGGCAGGCCCCGUCCAGAUAUUGAAUGGUACAAGGACGGUGCACGCGUGGCUACGGCCCGAGAGGAUCCUCGGGCUCACCGCCUGCUGUUACCCAGUGGCGCACUCUUCUUCCCUCGCAUCGUGCAUGGACGCCGAGCCCGUCCAGAUGAGGGUGUCUAUACUUGCGUGGCUCGCAACUACUUAGGGGUAGCGGCGAGUCGGAAUGCUUCCCUGGAGGUGGCGGUACUAAGGGAUGACUUCCGGCAGCCCCCAGUGGACGUGGUGGUGGCAGUGGGGGAACCUGCAGUUCUGGAGUGUGUGCCACCCAGGGGCCACCCAGAACCCUCUGUGUCCUGGAAGAAAGACAGUCUUCGGCUCAAGGAGCAGGAAGGACGAAUCACGAUUCGAGGUGGGAAACUAAUGAUGUCACACACACUCAAGAGUGAUGCUGGGAUGUAUGUAUGUGUGGCUUCCAAUGUGGCAGGUGAACGUGACAGUGGGGCAGCUGAACUUGUGGUUUUUGAGCGCCCCUCCUUCCUGCGCAGGCCUGUGAACCAGGUAGUCCUGGCUGAUGCCCCUGCUGACUUUCCAUGUGAGGUGCAGGGGGAUCCUCCGCCACAUCUGCGUUGGCGCAAGGAGGAGGGGGAGUUGCCCAUAGGCAGGUAUGAGAUCAGGAGUGACCACAGUCUUCGGAUCGGGAGAGUGAGUGCAGAAGAUGAGGGAACUUAUACCUGUGUGGCUGAGAACAGUGUGGGCCGAGCGGAGGCCUCUGGCUCUCUCAGUGUCCAUGUCCCACCCCAGCUAGUGACACAGCCACAGGACCAGAUAGCAGCUCCAGGAGAUACUGUGACUUUCCAGUGUGAGACAAAGGGGAAUCCUCCACCUGCUAUCUUCUGGCAAAAGGAAGGUAGUCAGAUUCUGCUAUUCCCUAGUCAACCCUCCCAGUCCACAGGGCGUUUCACUGUCUCCCCAAGUGGCCAACUCAACAUCACUGAAGUGCAGAGUGGAGAUGCUGGUUACUAUGUGUGCCAGGCAGUCAGUGUUGCUGGCAGCAUUCUGGCCAGGGCCUCACUGGAGGUGAAGGAUGUUUCCCUGGAUGUCUUUCCUCCAAUAAUCCUCCAUGGGCCAUUAAAUCAGACUCUGGCAUCGGGAUCCUCUGUGUGGUUACCAUGCAGAGUGACUGGGAACCCUCAGCCCAGUGUUCAGUGGUUGAAGGAUGGACAGGGGCUGGACAGUGGAGACCUGAGACUAAAUCUAUUGGCUAAUGGCACCUUGCAUAUCACCAACUUGCAGGAGGGUGAUUUGGGGCUCUACAGCUGUGUGGCCAAGAGUUCCAAAGGGCAGGCCAUAUGGAAUGGCUGGCUAAGGGUACAAGAUGGUGUUGUGGGGUCCACAGGGCUUCCUACUGAGCCCAGUGGUCCCCCUGGUUCUCCCUCUCAGCCAGUGGUUAUUGAAGUCACCAAGAACAGCAUCACCCUGACCUGGAAGCCCAGCCCACAGGCUGGAGGGUCACCAGUCACUUCUUAUGUGAUAGAGGCCUUCAGCCAGGCAUCUGGUAACACUUGGAGGACAGUAGCAGAUGGUGUACAGCUAGAGACACAUACCAUCACUGGUUUGCAGCCCAACACAAUCUACCUAUUCCUAGUUCGAGCAGCGGGGACUUGGGGUCUCAGUGAACCCAGUCCUGUCUCUGAGCCUGUUCAGACCCAGGCAGACAGCGGCCCCUCCAGGCCAGUUGAGGAUCCAUGGCAAGGGCAGCGAGGUCUGGCUGAUGUGGUUGUUCAACUGCAGGAGCCCCUGUUCCUUAGUCCCACAUCCCUGCAGGUGUCCUGGACUGUGGAUGGCCCAACUCAGUUGGUGUGGGGCUUCCGGGUGUUGUGGAGGGCAGUAGGCUCAAGUAGCUGGACAGUUCUGGACAUAGGAUCCUCAGGCCAGCGGAAUGCUGUGCUGAGAGAGCUGCCGGCAGGUGCACAGAUCCAAAUCAAGGUGCAGCCCUACAGCAGGGAGGGACCAGGGCCUGAGAGCACUGUUCUAACCAGGAGCACCCCUGAGGAGGCCCCCAGUGGGCCCCCCCAGGCAGUGACAGUGGCCCUGGGGGGUGAUGGCAACAGCAGCAUCACUGUUUCCUGGGAGCCUCCUAUCCCCACCCAGCAAAAUGGAAUCAUUCAGCAAUACCAGAUUUGGUGCCUGGGCAAUGAGAGCCGCUUCCACCUGAACCAAUCCGCUGCAGGCUGGGCACGGUCUGCAGUGUUGCGGGGACUACUCCCAGGCCUCCUUUACCAAACCCAAGUGGCUGCAGCCACCAGUGCUGGCAUGGGCGUCGCCAGCCCCCCUGUGUUGAUACAACUCCCGCUCCCGCGGAAUCCAGAGCCAGGGCCUGGGCUGGAGGUAGGUCCAGGGCUUGCAGAGCACCUGGCAAGUGUGCUUCGGGAGCCAGCCUUUAUAGCAGGUGGUGGAGCAGCCUGUGGGGCACUUCUCCUCGGACUCAGUGCCGCCGUGUAUCGGCGCCGUAGACAGCGCAAGGAGCUCAGCCACUACAAUGCCUCCUUUGCCUACACGCCAGCAGUCUCCUUCCCCCACAAUGAGGGCCUCUCCCGAGCCAGCUCCAGGCCUCCCAUGGGUCUUGGCCCAGCCCCAUACCCUUGGCUAGCAGACUCUUGGCCUCAUCCACCACGAAGUCCUACAGCUCAAGAACCCAGGGGAAGCUGCUGCCCUAGCAAUCCUGACCCAGAUGACAGAUACUACAAUGAGGCAGGGAUCUCCCUAUACCUGGCUCAGACAGCUCGGGGGGCCACAGCCCCAGGGGAAGGGCCCAUCUACAGCACCAUUGACCCAGCUGGUGAGGAGCUUCAAACCUUCCAUGGGGGCUUCCCCCCUCAGUCCCCUGAAGAUCCGGGGGCCUGGACCACCCAAUAUGCUCCACCAGAAUGGAGCCUGGAUGACAGUGGCCCCAGGGGCGGGAAAUUAAAGAUCCUGGGAAAGCCUGUACAGACCCCCUCUCUGAGCUGGCCUGAACCGUUGCCUCCACCACCCCCUUCCUGUGAGUUGAACUGCUUGGAGGGGGCUGAGGAAGAGCUCGAGGACAGUUCAGAACCUGAUGAGUGGUGCCCACCAUUGCCUGAAAGAAGCCAUCUGGAAGAGUCCAACCCAAGCAAAGGCUGCAUGGCCUCCCCCUCUCGUGGAAAUACUCCCUCUCCUACUCCUUCUUACGGAGAUCAAUCCACAGUGACCCUUACUCCCUCACCCCCUGAGCCGUCACAGGCCCCUGCUGAAAUUGUCUGUAUCCACCACACACCCAGUCGGGUGCCCACUGGAGCAAGUCCUCCUCUCAGCCUAUCCCAGUCCAGUUUGAGUGGCCUUGAAGGGGGACCUGUUAGCCUGAGUGCCAGCCCAAUGCCACCUCGACACCUCAGCCCUAGCCCCGUCCCUAGUACCACCAGCACCCCAGUUAGAGCCAGACUGGCACCUAGAGAGAUGACUUCCUCACCCCCAGGACCUCGUGCACGAACCCGGAAGAAAUCCAAAGCUGUUCCUUAUAGAAAGGACCGGAGUCCAGGAGAUUUGCCCCCUCCGCCCCUUCCUCCACCAGAAGAGGAGGCUAGCUGGGCCUUAGGGCUUCGAGCAAUAGGAAAUGUCUCCUCUCUGGAACGAGAGAGGAGAGGGGAGAAAAGAAUGGUUCGAGCUGUACCCCUAGGGGGUCAUCAUGCUCCUCCCCCUGAUGAGGAAACCUGGCUUCCAUAUAGCAGACCCAGCUUUUUGCCCCGGAGUCAAGGGGCAAGUGCCUGCUCCACUGCUGGCAGCAACUCCUCCAGAGGCUCCAGCAGUUCCCGGGGCUCCCGAGGUCCUGGUCGAAGCCGUCGCCCAAGGGGGGAGCAUCGAGAAGUGAAGGUGGGGCCAGAAAGAGGAGGAAAAGGCACAGGGGAGGUAAAUACUAAGAGGUGAUAGAGGUGAUGGAGAACAUGGGGAUAGGAGGAGGACAGAGAAGAAAGUGAAUAAUUAAUUGCAUGAGGAAGUAUAGAGAGAGGUUUUGAGAAGGAGAAAUGAGCUGCCAGAGGGUCUGUAGCUUCAGAUUUUUUUUUGUCGUCAUUCACCAUACUACCCCCCCAUC
Molecule: messenger RNA, 4351 nt
Organism: Vombatus ursinus (common wombat)
Lineage: Eukaryota; Metazoa; Chordata; Mammalia; Diprotodontia; Vombatidae
Gene: ROBO3
Product: roundabout guidance receptor 3
Exons: 27
Coding region: 1-4185 (1394 amino acids)
Biological process (GO): axon guidance; cell-cell adhesion
Cellular component (GO): plasma membrane; axon
Molecular function (GO): protein binding
Source: RefSeq, a predicted model, not a curated record